This is a messenger RNA of Rhinolophus ferrumequinum (greater horseshoe bat), 1761 nucleotides long. Its product is annotated as caspase-12. Gene Ontology annotation, molecular function: cysteine-type endopeptidase activity. The record is from RefSeq and is a predicted model, not a curated record. Gene Ontology annotation, biological process: proteolysis; regulation of apoptotic process. The transcript is spliced from 12 exons. NCBI's taxonomy places the organism in Eukaryota, Metazoa, Chordata, Mammalia, Chiroptera, Rhinolophidae. Bases 269 to 1591 code for a protein of 440 amino acids.
GUGUGUAUUUCAUUCUGCUAUUCUGCUGAUUGUUGUAUCAACAAUCAACAAUGUUGUAUCAAAAAGAAAAGAUAAGUUUUACUCUCUGAUUUCCAAAGGAAAGAAGUUACACAUCAGAGGAGGAGUCAAAUUCUAUCCUGGCAAAGAACGAGUUUGAGAAGCUGCAGUUUCCAACUUAGGCAAUAUCAACACACCCGUCCACUGAGAGCAAAGAAAGAAAUCUGCUUUCGUUUUCACUGUAUUUCCUGCCCAAGGAGUCAGAGCAGCAAUGGCUGACAAGAGACCUAAAGAAGAUCCUAUCAACAAAGUGAAGUCCAUGGCCAGGAACCUGGUUGACAGCAUUUUUGAUGAUUUGAUGGAAAAGAAUGUGUUAAAUGGGGAGGAGUUAAAAAGAUUAGGGGACGGAGUGAACCUCAUCGUGAAUGGUACUGAAAACCUGGUUGAGAAUCUCGCUGAGAAAAGUCAAAUGGCAAGCAAAAUAUUAAUGAAACGUCUCUUCAGACAACAGCUGAGUUUAGACUCUCAUUCUGAAAGUGAGAAUGAUGAAUCUGACAACAGUGAGUCAUCUUCAACAGAAUCUGAAGAUGAAAGUGAAGAAAACAUAGAUGAGGAAAAUGCUGCAUCAGCUAUGGCGCUGGCUCUCUCUCCAUCAGGUAACUGCCAUCAAACCCAUGAAGAUGACUCUGAGGACAAUGCAGGAUUGUUCCAGGCAUUGGUCCUACCUCUGACAGCUCCUCAGGAAAUCCAGGAUUCCCAACCCAAUCAUAAUUUGAAGCUUUGUUCUUAUGAUUAUUUCCAUAGAAUGAAGACAACAAAGAAAGACGAGAUAUAUCCAGUGAUGGAGCAGAAUGGCAGAACACGCCUGGCCCUCAUCAUCUGCAACAAAGAAUUUAUACACCUUUCUAACCGAAAUGCUUCUGAAGUUGACCUUUCAGGGAUGCAAGACCUGCUUGAAAAGCUGGGCUACUCAGUGGUUGUAAAAGUGGAUCUCACAGCUGUGGAAAUGGAAGCAGUACUAUGGGAGUUUGCUGCCCGCCCAGAGCACCGAUCCUCAGACAGCACAAUCCUGGUGUUUAUGUCACAUGGCACCCUGGAAGGAAUCUGUGGGACAAAGCACCAAAAGACAGAGCCAGAUAUUCUUCACGAUGAUACCAUCUUCCAAAUUUUCAACAACCGUAACUGCCAGAGUCUGAGAGACAAACCCAAAGUCAUCAUCAUGCAGGCCUGCAGAGGCAAAGGUACUGGGACUGCUUGGGUGGCCGACACAGGAGGAACCUCUAUAUGUAGAUAUGACCGUACCCUUCAGUCUUACAUCUGGAGUGAUGCUGUUACAAAGACCCAUGUGGAGAAGGACUUCAUCGCUUUCAAAUCUUCAACUCCACAUAAUAUUUCUUGGAGAACGGACAGAUAUGGUUCUCUCUUCAUUCACCAACUUAUCAGCCACUUCAAAGAAUAUUCUUGGUGUUAUCAUUUGGAGGAGAUUUUUCGAAAGGUUCAGCAUUCAUUUGAGAAUACAGAAGUACUGGCCCAGAUGCCCACGAUUGAAAGAGUAUCGAUGACACGUUAUUUCUACCUCUUCCCUGGGAUUUAAAAAUCAUAUGAAGUAUCUCAGGAAAAUGGAGGCAUUAUGGUCUCUAUGAAUCUAUUAUUUUACAAAGUCAAUUUUUGAUCAAGACUAUUUUUGUACCAAACUUCCUAACUGACCACCUUCCUCAAACACCAGGCUAAAAUCACUAUCAUACUGUUGUUGAGUUAAUGUUC